Molecule: messenger RNA, 342 nt
Organism: Lactuca saligna
Lineage: Eukaryota; Viridiplantae; Streptophyta; Magnoliopsida; Asterales; Asteraceae
Source: the annotation of a GenBank genome assembly
AUGGAAUCACCUAACGAUAUGUAUCUCACUGUAGAUUUUCACUACAAUGGAAUGUUUGCACCAAACCCAUUAGUAUACUUAGACCGUAUGAGAAUGUUAGUUCGUGAUGUGGAUUUUGGUGGCAUGAAAUAUAGAGAAUUUAUGUUAUGGGUUUCAAAGCUGACAAGACGAAGAUGUGAUAAUUUGUAUUAUUAUAGUAGUCAUGAAAGAUUGGCAGAGGGUAUUAGAGGAAUCGACAGUGAUGUUGAUUAUUUUGAGUUUAUUGAAGAUGGUUACAUUGCUAAGAACGAGCUAAGAAUGGAUGUCUAUAUUGACCACCAAAACGAACCUAUUCUUGACUAG